Messenger RNA from Aspergillus japonicus CBS 114.51, 1848 nucleotides. RefSeq names its product ATP-binding protein. The record is from RefSeq and is a predicted model, not a curated record. The transcript is spliced from 3 exons. Lineage: Eukaryota; Fungi; Ascomycota; Eurotiomycetes; Eurotiales; Aspergillaceae. Gene Ontology annotation, molecular function: ATP binding; ATP hydrolysis activity. Bases 1 to 1848 code for a protein of 615 amino acids.
AUGACCGCGCUCUGGGAUUAUGCGUCUCCCGUGGACGAUGGUGAUGAAGUCUUAUCCAGUGUAAAGGAGCUGACAGCAUCGGCACAAGGCUCAGCUCCCAGCGAAGUUCUCAAUCUCUACCGGUUGAGCCCCGACAAACCGUGGACGAAGCAGAUUCCGAAAGACCUGGACGAGCCGGUCGAAAGCCUCGAACCCGUAAAGUCCCCCUUGAUAAUCCGGUGGACGAAGAACGAGGAAGCCCGCUGGCAGGCCCGUUCUUUCACACUGGGGAGCGAGCAGAUCAGGGAAGCUCUGAAGCCAGCUUUCGCCAAUUAUGCUGGCAUCACACUGACCCUGGAGACCCUCACGUUCGAGUACCCAUACGUGCCGUUCGUGCGCCGGUGGCAACAAUUCUGCCAGACACGCGAGGAUACGCGGGACCCCGCAAUCCGCUCGUACCUCGACCUGCUGCACCGGAUUCUGGAAAACGAGGUUGGCGCCAUCCUGACCCGGCGGGCGGACCUGCUCAAGAACGGGGUCAUCACCCACGACCUCCUGUGGACGGUCUUUAUCCCACAGACAGUGCUCUUCAGCGCGCUGAACGGCGCCCCACGUGCGUACGAGUGCGUAGACUCAUUCACCCACGGCGAGGGCGGCUUCGUCGAGGUCAAGACGAGGUAUAUUGACUACGACGGGGAGAAGUACCACUACGAAAACGAGGGUUUUGAAAUCUGCCCAUUCAAGGGCACGAUGGCUCUCGACGCGCUGCAGAUCUUCCCUCUGGCAAACCACCGGGACGCAGAGGCCAUCCGGCAGCGGUUGAUUGCACGCGGAAAGGUCUGGGAAUCAUACGACGGCUCGCAUUACAGGCAUGUGCGGGAGCAUGGGCGCGUGAUGAUUGACCCCGCCGGGUACCGGCGGAAUCACUAUAACAAGUCGCACGGAUGGGAGACUGAAGUCACCGGGCUCUCGACAUCCGUAACCGACGAGCACCGGCUGCUGGCCACCCCGUUGGUGCGCGGCUUCUCGUUGCGGAAGAAGGAGUGGCGGGCAUUUUUAGUCGAUGAUGUCGAGGAUAUCGUCUGGAACAAGGACGCGUUCGAGUCCUUGGUCCUCCCCCGUGGGCAACAGGAUCUGAAGAAGUUGAUUCUCGCUGUCGCUCGAGCCCAGUCGCGUGACUCGUUUGAUGAUGUGGUUCAGGGUAAGGGCCAGGGAGUUAUCCUGCUUCUAAGCGGCCCGCCGGGGGUGGGUAAGACCCUAACAGCGGAAAGUAUUGCCGAAGUUAUGAAAGUCCCGCUAUAUGUGCUGGGGGCCGGGGACCUCGGGACAACUGUUUCCAACGUGGAAGCAAAGCUGGAGGAAGUCCUCGAGCUCGUGCCUCGAUGGGACGCAGUGCUUCUGAUCGACGAGGCCGAUGUCUUCCUCGAGGCCCGCACGGUAUCAGAUUUGGCCCGAAAUGAACUGGUUUCGAUCUUCUUACGAAAGCUAGAGUACUACGAGGGCAUCCUAUUUCUCACGAGUAAUCGCGCGGAGAACAUCGACCCGGCCUUUGACUCUCGUAUUCAUAUUUCCCUUCAGUACCCGGACCUUGAUGCUGUGUCCCGGCGGCAGAUCUGGGCGCAGUUCUUACGAUCUACCGCGGAUGUUACGGAGGCGCAACUGGAUAGCUUGGCGGGAUUGGAACUUAACGGCCGACAGAUCAAGAAUGUGCUGAAGACUGCGCAUCUCCUGGCGCGGGAUCAAGAGCGAAGACUGCUGUUCGCUGAUCUGGAGACGGUGAUCAAGUUGAGAUCUCUGAGCGGGAAGCCCCCAACAAUAUGGCAGAACUUACUCAAAAGCUUAGGGCUUGCUUGGCUUGGCCUAGUCUAA